AUGUUUUCUUAUUUGAGUAAAAAAAUUGCCAUACCAAAUAACGCAAAAUUAAAAUCAGCAUCGUGGAGCAAAGAACAUGGUUAUGUGGCUUGUGGAGGAGAAGAUGGGUUAUUAAAGGUUUUAAAACUGGAGGUACAAAAUGACACUAAGCACAAAGGCCUGGCUGCGCAAACAAAUCUGGUAAUGAAUCAAACUCUGGAUGGACAUUCAGAUGACGUCCAAGUUAUCAUUUGGAAUGAAAAAUUUAGGAAAAUUACUUCAUCUGACCAGAACGGCCUUAUAAUUGUGUGGAUGCUUCAUAAAGGGGCUUGGUAUGAAGAGAUGAUCAAUAACAGAAACAAAUCUUCUGUUAAAGAUAUGAAAUGGGAUUGUGAUGGCCAGAGAAUAUGUAUAGUGUAUGAAGAUGGAGCUGCGAUUGUUGGAUCAGUUGAUGGUAACAGAAUCUGGGGGAAGGAGUUGAAACAUGGAAGCCUCACAUCAGUUGAGUGGUCACCAGAUGGAAAUAUUCUGCUUUUUGGUCUGCUGACGGGGGAAAUUUGUGUCUUUGAUAGCUACGGAAACUUCCUGAACAAAAUGCCCACUUAUUGCUUGAACAAUAUACAUGGUGCUGUUCGAAUUAUAAGUUUAGAUUGGUAUAAAGGAGGAAACAAUUAUGGUAUCAGAAUGCUACCUUCAUUGGCUGUAUGCUACGAUGUUGGACGUUGUCAGCUGAUGACUAAUCAUGAAGAUCCAGAUCCAGUCCUAUUAAACACUGGGAUUCAAAUAACAUGUUCUUGUUGGAACGAAGAUGGAUCUAUGUUAGCUGUAGCGGGAACACAAAUAUCAACUGAUCGUAAUAUAAACGUAGUACAGUUUUACAAUCCAUUCGGUCACCAUUUAAGUACAUUACUUUUACCUGGUAAAUGCUUAACAGCAUGUACAUGGGAAGGUAAUGGUUCACUUAGAUUAGCUUUGGCAGUUGAUUCUUUUCUAUACUUUGCCAAUUUACGUCCACAUUAUAAAUGGGCAUACAGUUCAACAGCGAAUACAAUCAUUUACAAUUAUUCACGUCCACAUACAUUUGAACAUUCAAUUACAUUUUGGAAUUUGAAAACAAACAAAACUAAGAUAAUUUCCGUUCAUCAUUUAAUCGAUAUUUGUGCUUCAGAAGAUUAUGUAUGCUUGGUUUGUAAACCUAGCGAUGCUGGUCAAGGGGUUAUUUUAACCAUGUAUACUGCAAUUGGUGUUGCAAUAGAAUCAAAACAUGUACAAUUUGAACCAACUCAAUCAAUGAUGACUUCAAAUCAAAUUAUUUUAAUUAAUAAAAGUUUCAUUUAUAGUUGGCAAUAUUUUACACCGAAACAAAUACUUGAUUUAGGUUUUAAAUUUACAUCAUCGACACUUCGUCAACGUGAUGGAAUUGAAAGGCUUUAUCAUAUUGAUACAAUUUCAUUAAAAACUGUAUCAUCGGAUUUGGUUGAUGAUGAUAUUUCUUCAUCAAUAUUUCAAACAAAAGUUGACUGGAACUUAAUGAAUCAACCAGUUUCAUCUGAUCCAAUAUCUACAUUGACAAUUAGUCAUUCUACUAGACGUUUACUUAUUGCUCGAGAGUCUGGUUUAAUACAAAUUUACAGGUUACCUGAUUUAUAUUAUGAAAUGAAAUUUUCAGUAGGUGAUAAUUGUCCGUAUCGGAUAUAUGUCAAUUGUGAUGCCACUUGUCUAGGUGUAAUCGAUGAAUCGGGUAUUUUUCGGUUACAUCUAAUACCAGACAAUUCCACUAGUCUUUCAUCAUCUCUCAAAUUUCAAAAUAUUGAUAAUUUCAUGAGAAAAGAUGUUUGGGAUGUUAAAUUUGAGGAAGAUAAUCCUGAUAUAUUUGCUAUAAUGGAAAAAACUCGAAUGUAUAUAUUUGAUGGUUUACAAUCUGAACCAGCAAUUCAUACAUCUACAUACCUUUAUGAAUUCAAAAAUUUAGAAGUUCAAGGUAUUCUAUUAGAUGAAUUAGUGAAAACUGUAAAUAUUCAACCAAAUGAAGAAUUUCUUUUAAAGACACCAAUAAAGAAAGUUCGAGAUUUUAAGCAAAUAUUAGAAAAAGAUGGAUUAGAAAAAGCAUCGGAAUUUAUUAAUAAUAAUCCACAUACUAAAUUAAGACAUUUAUUCAUUGAAGCUUGUUUGGAAAAGCAAAAUUUAGAAAUGGCUGAAUUACAAUUUGUUCAUUUACAAGAAUAUUCAGGAAUACAAUUUAUUAAAAGAUUGAGAAAUAUUCAGUCAAAGUUAAUUAGAAAAGCAGAAAUACUUGUUUAUUUCAAAAAAUAUGAUGAAGCUGAAACAUUAUUGCUAAAUAAUGAUCGUUCAGAUUUAGCAGUAGAAUUAAGAAAACGAUUAGGUGAUUGGUUUCGUGUAGCUCAAUUAACUAAAGAUACUGGUGUACUAAUGAAAGAUUUAGAACAAGCUGAAAUAUGGAAUGGUAUAGGUGAUUAUUAUUAUAAUCAAAUGUUAUGGGAUAAGGCGGCUGGUUAUUAUCAACAAGGAAAUGAUUUGCUUAAAUUUGCUGAAUGUCUAUACCAAUUGGAAGAUUAUAAAGGAAUUGAAAGAAUAAUAGAAGAGUUACCCGACUGUCAUGAUACACUCUAUGAUUUUGGUCUUAGGUUCGCUAAUUUGGGUAUGAUAAAACAAGCUAUGUAUGCGUUCAUAAAGUGUAAUCGCCGUAAAGAAGCAAUCGAUGUCUGUUUACGUUUAAAUGAAUGGCGUGUUGCCUAUGAACUAGCUAAAUCUAUCGAUUCACAAGAUGCUGAUCAUCAUCAUCAUCAGGAACAACAAAAAAGAAUUGAUAAUUUAUUAAAACAAUCAGUAAAUUGUUUUAUUGAACAAGGAAAAAUAAUUGAAGCUGUUGAAUUAUAUAAACACGCUGGUCGAUUUUUAGAUGCUGCAGAAUUAUUGUAUAAAGUAAGUGAUUUAAAGUGUUGGUAUCUGUUGGGUUAGAAGCCUAAAAUAAUUGACCGAUUAAAGUAUUUAUUGUUAAUAUAAAUUAAUAUAUUUUGCAAGGUCUAAUCUUCACCGGUUUACCUUCUGGCUCAAAGUAUUUGUCAUCGUUGAAGCGACUGAAAUUAUAUAAUGGUAUUUAUGCGUGUGUGGCCUGUAUCUGACUCCAGUUCGUCCGUAUGAAAAAUUACCAUCAAACAUACAUACUGCUAAUCCUCAUAAUAUAAGAGUCAGUCAGACAUAGGCAACAUAGAAUUUAAGAACCAACUGAAGAUAAAGAGUUAAUAUAUCUUCUCCAUUGAGACUAAUUCACAGCCAUGAGAUAUAACGACCUCAAUCACUUUUUUUGUUGAGAAAAUCGACAUUUACCAACACAGUUAAGUCCAACAUUUAUUCACUUCAUGAACUAACGCCAAUUCUUGAUAUAUCUGCCUUCAGCUUUUCUUCCAACCCACUUUCAUACACUGAAGCAUAAUUUGAAUGAAAGUGGAAAGUUAUUCUUGUAUUC
This is a messenger RNA of Schistosoma bovis, 3466 nucleotides long. The record is from the annotation of a GenBank genome assembly. NCBI's taxonomy places the organism in Eukaryota, Metazoa, Platyhelminthes, Trematoda, Strigeidida, Schistosomatidae.